Messenger RNA from Suillus plorans, 267 nucleotides. RefSeq lists its product as uncharacterized. NCBI's taxonomy places the organism in Eukaryota, Fungi, Basidiomycota, Agaricomycetes, Boletales, Suillaceae. The transcript has a single exon. The record is from RefSeq and is a predicted model, not a curated record. The annotation marks the transcript as partial.
GUACGAGCAUGCGAGUGGACGGACCAGCCCUGUGGGCUGUUUGUAGAAAUGAACAAAGUCCUCGUCGCAGAUCACCUGUUGCAUUGGCACGGUGUCGAAUCCAAAGGAACGACUCUCUGCAAAUUCGAGGGUUGCUCUAAACCAAAGGCAAUGCUCAAUUUGGGCCGUCACAUCGAGGGCAUCCACUAUACUACGUCCUACGAAUGCCCCUAUUGCGGCAAGCGGUGGUCCAGGUCCGACUCUUUAGAUCGGCAUCAAGUGACAUGC